Molecule: messenger RNA, 2659 nt
Organism: Telopea speciosissima
Lineage: Eukaryota; Viridiplantae; Streptophyta; Magnoliopsida; Proteales; Proteaceae
Product: probable cyclic nucleotide-gated ion channel 20, chloroplastic
Exons: 13
Coding region: 217-2538 (773 amino acids)
Biological process (GO): transmembrane transport; monoatomic ion transport
Cellular component (GO): membrane
Molecular function (GO): monoatomic ion channel activity
Source: RefSeq, a predicted model, not a curated record
AGUCUCUCUCUGCUUGUUAUAUCUGAUCGCAAAUUGGUCAUUCUUGAUAGGUCUCAUCCUUGAACUCUCUCUUGACGCUUACUUCUCCCUCUUCCUCUUGUCUUUCCUUCUGAAGAAACUCGAAUAGGUUGCUCUGCAAUCCUGUCUACUCAGCUUUGGAACCGAAUUGAUUCGACACAGGACGACAUUCUGUUAGAAACAGUUGAUGUGUGACGAAUGGAUGGUGGUAAGAAAGAUGAAUUGCUCAUAAGAGAUGCUAAUUCUCAACCUCUAGAUAUUAAAUUUCGGAGGUUUCAAGGCAUGAAUCGUAGUGCAUCGAUGUCCAUACAAAUGAACUCAAUGGAGUCAUAUGAAAGUGAAAAGAACCUUGUAAGUCAUACUGGUCCUUUGCAGAGCAAUAGAGGAACUUCCUCCAUACAAAUGAGUGGCCCAUUAUUUAUUAGGAGGGGCCCUGGAAAUUUUACUCAGCCUAUGGAUGGGAUAGUGGGCCAGAAGUCACCUUCUCUAAUGGAAGACCAAUUACCCCCUUCUAAUGAGAUGGAAGAAAAAGACUGGUCAAACACUGACUUCACCAGAAAUAUCGGACAUUUAUUAAAUUCUGGACCAUUGGGUGCAUGCAAUGAUCCUUACUGCACAACUUGCCUAUCAUAUUAUAAUUUCAAAGCAGAUGAGCAAAAGAAAUCAAGAGAUUCGCGUCCAUUUGAUCCCAAGUUGCAUAAAGCUUUCUACGGGGAUGGUUGGGCGAGGAAGAUUUUCAACUUUCUACAUCCAUUCAUUCCUGGUGUCAUGAAUCCUCAUGCUAAAGUUGUUCAACAAUGGAAUAAAUUUUUUGUUAUUGCAUGCUUGCUGGCGAUUUUUGUAGAUCCUUUGUUCUUCUUCCUGCUUACUGUUCAAGAGGAUAAUAAGUGCAUAGUUCUUAAUGUGCCCUUGACAACAACACUAGUGGUUUUUAGAACAGUUACUGAUUUCAUUUAUUUCAUACACAUGCUUAUUCAGUUUAGGUUGGCUUAUGUUGCUCCGGAGUCAAGAGUGGUGGGUGCUGGAGAUUUUGUUGUCCAUCCAAAGAAAAUUGCUCUCCAUUACCUUCGUGGUUAUUUUUUAAUCGAUCUAUUCGUAGUAUUACCACUACCUCAGAUCAUGAUAUUGGUGGUCUUACCCAUAUAUGUUGGAUCAUCAGCUGCAAAUUAUGCAAAGAAUCUUUUGCGGGCAACCCUUCUUCUUCAGUACAUACCCAAACUUUACAGGUUCCUGCCUUUGCUUGGUGGUCAGUCUUCAACAGGCUUCAUAUUUGAAUCAGCAUGGGGCAACUUUGUUAUUAAUCUUCUCAUGUUUGUUUUGGCUGGGCAUGUUGUUGGCUCAUGCUGGUACCUCUUGGGUUUGCAGAGGGUGAACAAAUGCCUUCAAGAUGCCUGCAAUGAUUCUCAGCAGAAGUCCUGCAGCGAAUUCAUUGAUUGCGGACAUGGGGAGAAAAUUACAAAUUUUAUGAGCAAACCUGAAUGGCUUAGUUGGGUGAACAAUCAAAAUGCAACUGCCUGUUUUGACACUAGUAGUAGUGGUUCCUUCAGUUAUGGGAUUUACAACCAAGCUGUUUCUCUAACCACACAACCAAGCAUCAUUACGAGAUAUGUGUACUCUUUGUUUUGGGGUUUCCUGCAAAUCAGUACUUUGGCUGGAAAUCAAGUUCCUAGUUAUUUUGUAUGGGAAGUUCUUUUCACAAUGGGCAUCAUUGGACUUGGGCUCUUGCUGUUUGCUUUACUCAUUGGAAAUAUGCAGAACUUUCUCCAAGCUCUUGGAAAGAGGCGAUUAGAUAUGCAACUACGGCGUCGUGAUGUUGAGCAAUGGAUGAGGCAUCGGCGCUUGCCCGAAGAACUAAGAAGGAAAGUAAGAGCAUCAGAAAGGUUUAACUGGUCUGUUACACGAGGCGUAGAUGAAGAAAUGCUAAUGGAAGAUUUACCGGAGGACCUCCAGAGAGAAAUCCGUCGUCAUCUUCUUAAAUUUAUCAAGAAAGUCCGCAUUUUUUCCCUAAUUGAGGAUCCAAUCUUAGAUGCCAUCCGUGAGAGAAUAAGGCAAAACAUUUACAUACAAGGAAGCAAAAUUUUAAACAUUGGAGAACCAGUUGAGAAGAUGGUCUUUAUUGUACGGGGUAAAAUGGUGAGCAGUGGAGAAGAUUGUAAUAGAAUUCCAUUGUCAGAAGGGGAUGUUUGUGGUGAAGAGCUACUCACAUGGUGCCUUGAGCACUCUUCAAUGAGCAAAGAUGGGCAAAGAAUGAGUAUACCUGGCCAGAGAUUGCUAUCCAACAGGACGGUCAAAUGUUUAACUAAUGUGGAAGCAUUCUCACUCCGAGCUGCUGAUUUAGAAGAAGUCACCUCUCGUUUUGCAAGAUUUUUGCGGAAUCCACGUGUUCAAAGGGCCAUAAGGUACGAAUCACCGUAUUGGAGAACACUUGCAGCAAUGCAUAUCCAAGUAGCUUGGAGAUACAGAAAAAAACGAUUAAAUCGAGUGAAUACCUUUACUCAGGAGCUUCAGUCAAUGAGCUAAUGAACUGUUGGAACGUACACAUGUAUGUACCAAAUGUAUUAUCACUGAUCUGCAUUGUCUGUUCGCCCUUCAGGUAAUUAAAUUUCUGGAACAUAUAUAUAUAUUUUUAAUGUAUUUUAAC